Messenger RNA from Hermetia illucens (black soldier fly), 1430 nucleotides. RefSeq lists its product as uncharacterized. The transcript is spliced from 5 exons. The record is from RefSeq and is a predicted model, not a curated record. NCBI's taxonomy places the organism in Eukaryota, Metazoa, Arthropoda, Insecta, Diptera, Stratiomyidae. Bases 188 to 751 code for a protein of 187 amino acids.
AAGUCAACAAGAAAGUUUGUUUAAAAUGCUCCUAUUCAAUGCAACUUAUACCAGAAUUGUCUGUUAAAGUUUAUUAGCUUUGUGGUAAGUACAUUAUCAAUUUCAAAUAAUCUCAGUCUGUAACUUCCACAAAUGUAUCGCAAAGCAGUAUAUAAAAGGCUCAACAUUUUUCAACAAUUCGUUCAAUAUGGUGGGCCGAAUCAUUUAUUUAGUCAUGUUUUUAAGCUUUUCAUUUGGGAAAAAAAAUUGCUCAGUGCCGUGGAAUUGCCAUCGUCAACAAUGCCGUGAUGAUGGUGAAGUAAUUUGUGCCAAAAGUGGAGAAGAAUACAAACUAUUUACCGGUAGUUGUGCCCUGUUGGCCCAUUACUGCGAAACGAAAGAAGUUUAUGUGCCUAUCCCUUAUGAACAAUGUCCUCCAGAAGCAUUUAAUGCGCCGUAUCUAUGCCCAAGGGAAGACGACUAUAUUUGCGCAACAGCCGAUGAUAAAAUAUAUCAAGUUUUUAAAAAUCACUGUGCAUACCUGAACUUUUUGAAAACAUCUAGAAAACUUUAUUGGAUCGUUAACUUAGAACACUGCAUCGGUUUGCCAGAUAUGCCGAGCUCAGUUUGUUCAUCGAUUCAUACUAUCCCUAAAAGGAUUUGUGCUUUCAAUGGAAUAAAAUAUCAACUUUUCCACAGUAUCUCGGCUUUAAAUCAAAAAAAAUGUAGAAAGGAUGGGAACUGGAGAAGAACAUCAAUAAUAUACUGUUAAGAUGAAAGUAAUAAAAAUCAAAAUAAUCUACGACUUCAGUAAAGAAAAUACAUUCCAUAUAUAUUUUUCUUCAAUCUAAAUUAUUGGCAUGUGUUUAGGACUAGUGAAAAUGAGUUACUUCUGGUAUAACAGUCUCAAUAUUAUUGAAGCUUGUAUAAGGGGGAUUUUCAGGCGGCGCAUCUUUUUGUGGCAAAUCUGAUUUUAGAUUUUCCAGGCCAUAUUUUUGUUGAUGAAAAUGUAAGGGAUGGAACUCAAGAAAGUGAAAAACACAAAAAUAUGAUUAUGAACUGAUCAAACUGAUACAUAUGAUGUUGGUAACAGCAAAGUUGAUAACCUAUUCCCGAAGUGCCUUCCUAGUCGAAGAAAAAAAUAAAUUGAACAAGCCCAUAUUUUUACAACUUAAAUCAUAUCGCAUUUAUGUAGAAUAGACACAAACAAACAGAACAACAUGUAGCGCCUGGGACUAGCUAGCUUCUCAUUAUAUUCUGCAUCACGAACAGUUCUUGCAGAGCAAAGAAUAUAGACCAACAGUUUUUAUUUUUCAAAGUAGCCUCACAUAAUUACGUACCUAUAAAAAUCCGAGAUAGAAUUUCUUUACUAUACGGAAAGGAAAAAGUUGAAACGGGCGUACUUCAAGGCAAUUUAAUUAUCUAGAAGUCUUUUCAUACCGGCCAUUGAA